UUUACAUCAUUUUUCAUGUCUGUCAUUCACCAUAUAAAGACAGUGACGAACACAGAGUUUAUGUUAAAGGUGCACGUAUGAGGGAAGAGAGGGACAGCUCAAGUCAGCUUUUUAUAAGAGUACAAUCCAGAGAAGCUUUAUGUAACAGAUUUAAAAUGCUUCUGGUGAUUCUGAUACAGCUCCUGAUCAUCGCAUCAGCAAAUGGUCAGGUAACAACAACUGCACCAGCCACGACCGUCGCAGCCACGACGGUCGCAGCCACGACGGCCGCAGCCACGACGGCGGCAGCUACGACGGCCGCAGCCACGACCGUCGCAGCCACGACGGCGGCAGCUACGACUGCCGCAGCCACGACCGUCGCAGCCACGACCGUCGCAGCCACGACGGCGGCAGCUACGACGGCCGCAGCCACGACGGUCGCAGCCACGACGGCGGGAGCCACGACCGUCGCAGCCACGACCGUGGCAGCUACGACCGUCGCAGCCACGACAAACGCCACAACCACCAACACUGCUCCCGCUGCACAGGCUGGGAUUAUGUACAUGAGCAGUCUGGUUGUGUGUUACUUCACUAUUUUUCUCUACAAGCUCCUCUUUACUGUGUAACUUGGUUGUGUUGCCUUUAUCUAUUUUUACACAAUACAGUCACUGUUACCCACUCAGAAUGUAAUUUAUGUUCAAAUAUAUAACCUUAUAAUCGUGUUAUGAAGCACUCCUGUUGAUGGGUUUCAAAAAUCUAGAUGAUCCAGUGUGUUAAAAUGUUAUAAUAAAAGGUUGGUGGGACUCAGAA
Dicentrarchus labrax (European seabass) is the source of this 789-nucleotide messenger RNA. Its product is annotated as mucin-19-like. The record is from RefSeq and is a predicted model, not a curated record. NCBI's taxonomy places the organism in Eukaryota, Metazoa, Chordata, Actinopteri, Moronidae. Bases 78 to 605 code for a protein of 175 amino acids. The transcript has 3 exons.